Messenger RNA from Eremomyces bilateralis CBS 781.70, 410 nucleotides. RefSeq lists its product as uncharacterized. The record is from RefSeq and is a predicted model, not a curated record. Lineage: Eukaryota; Fungi; Ascomycota; Dothideomycetes; Eremomycetales; Eremomycetaceae. The transcript has a single exon. The coding region runs from base 28 to 375 and encodes 115 amino acids.
CCAAAUCCAACAUUAAGUCAGAGAUAUAUGUCUCUUAUUUGCGUCUCAUUUCUGGGGUCUCUUCUCUGUGUCUCUUCUCUAUGUCUCGUUUCCUUGUCAAGUCAAACGUACAGAUCUAAAUGCGAGCAAGGUUGGGUCAAAUUCACCACACCAUUAUUUUGUCACAAGACCAUCCUGAAGGAUGGAUGUUGUAGAUUUCGUUGUAUCAACUCGGCUCCACCAAUUAUAGCGAACCCGGAUAUCCGGGACAUCCCAUCAUAUUUCGAUUUCUGCAAUUCUGCACCUGACAGCUCUAUCAUGUCCCGGUUCAGAUGCAGUAAACCUGGACCCGUCGUCCUAAUCAGUCGGCUGCUUUCUGUCUCGCUGCCCUCCUGACCUACUGUCUAAGGUUUCCCCGGCCAAUGCAGCAG